CAGUCCAUCGACCGAUUGGACUCGCCCGUCGCUUUUAUUUAGUGUAUUGAGGAACGCAAGACACUACAAAAACCAUACCAAUUAUGACUUAAAAUUUCUAAGGAAUUAGUCAGGGUAUUACUAAUACUCCGUUUUAAGCUUACAAAAUAAAAUUAGAAGUCCUUUCCAUAUCGAGUUUACUGUGAGUGACCUUAUUCGUGUUUAUUUAUGUUUGGUGAGCGGGUACCUUUGUGUGUUUAUUUUGCAAACAACAAGUUUACCCUAGCGAAGGAAAUUGUUCAAUGUGCAUAAACAUGUUCGGAGUGCGGUGCUAGAAGUGUUAUGUUGUGGAGGCGCUGAGAGCGGCUCGGCGGCGCGAUGUGGGUGCUGGUUCUGUGCGUGGUGCUGGGCGGGCGGGCGGCCGCGGCGCAGUCGUGGCUAAACAACAUCACGGAGCACCUGCGCGAGGGCACGUCCAGCGUGCUGCAGAUGGCGCCCGUGAACUACUCGCAGCCGCAGCUCAAUGCGACGUACGCGGCGCACGUCGACUUCGACAUGCGGGCCAUGGGCCACCUGUACAACUCUACGCACGCCGUCAUCGACGCCAUUGCCAACAAGCAGGCCUACCCGGAGGGGGUGGUGGCGGUGUCGGACGGACACGUUGAGUUCGCGUCGGCGCGCGACGAGUGGCGCACGCUGCUGGCGCACUACGCGGGCCCCGCCGCCGUGGUGCUGGUGCUGGCGCUGCUGGUCGCCGUGUUGCCGCUGGCGGGGUUGUUCUGGUGCUGCUGCCAGUGGUGCCGCGUGGGGCGGCGGCGACGGCCCUUCGACCGCAAGUACGACGCCUGCCUCAAGGGCGUGCUGGCCGUCGUGUUCAUCGCGCUGCUGACGCUGUUCCUGUUCGGCGUGGUGUGCGCCUUCGCCACCGACUCGCAGCUGGAGAGCGGCGCGGCGGCGGCGCCGGGCGCGCUGCGCGCCGGCCUGCGCGACGCGCGCACGUUCCUCAACAGCACGCAGGCGCACGCGCGCCACCUGCUGGUGGACAACUACCGCGAGCUGGAGGCGCAGCUGGACGCCACGCUCACGUCCAGCGGCCAGUUCGUGCUGCGCCAGCUGGACGAGUUCACGAGCGCCACGUCCGUGCAGAAGCUGAGCCACAUGGCGGAGCAGCUGGAGCGCGUGCCGGCGCGCCUGCGCGACGUGCAGCGCGCCACGGUGGAGCUGCGCAGCAAGGCGGACGAGCUCAACACGGGUCUGCGGCAGGUGAAGACGCAGCUGCUGCGCACGCUGGCGCGCUGCCAGGAGCCGCAGUGCGUGCAGCUGCAGGAGAAGUACCAGAUCGGCCAGCUCGACACCGACAUACAGUACGACAAGAUGCUCGACAAGUAUUUCCCGACGAUCCCGGACGUGUCGGAGCUGCUGCACAACGUGACGCAGCUGGUGGACGGCGCCAUGCGCGCCGAGGUGUCGGCCGGCCUGCAAGUGUUCUCGGGCAUCAAGCGCACCGUGGACCAGCACAUCCCGCGCGUGCGCGACGCCAUCACGGCCACAGGCCAGCGGCUGGCGCGCGUGGCGGACGACGUGUCGUGGGCGGCCGGCAACGCCAGCGAGCGCCUGCGCGACAGCGGCGCGCCCGAGCGCCUGCAGGAGCUGCUGCGGCGCUACGGGCCCUACCGCAAGCACGCCACGCGCGCCGCGGCCGCCGCGCUGCUCGCGAUCGUGUGCCUGAUGACGUGGGGGCUGCUGUGCGGCGUGUGCGGCAAGCGGCCCGACGCGUACGGCGCCAGCGACUGCUGCAACAAGGGCUCGGGCGCCUCGUGCCUCAUGUGCGGCACGGGCGCCACGUUCCUGCUGGGCGGCGGCAUCGCGCUGCUGCUGCUGCUGUACUUCGUGCUGGGCGUGGGCCUGCAGCGCCUCGUGUGCGACCCGCUCACCGAGCCGCGCGGCAGCCGCGUGUUCGGCGACGUGGAGCGCUUCGUGGAGCUGGAGCGCGUGCUGUUCAACGAGCGCGCCGACCCCGACUUCAACAUCACCUCCGUGCUCGUGGACUGCCACCGCAACCGCACCAUCUAUGAGGCGCUGCAGCUGCACCGGCGCUACGACCUGGCGGCGCUGCGCGCGCAGGUGGCGGGCGAGGUGCGCGCGCGCGUGGCGGCGCUGCGCACGGACUACCCGCCGCGCGGCCGCCCGCUGCGCAUCCUGGCGCCCGCCGCGCGCCGCAAGCUGGACCUGCUGGCCGCCAGCGGCCUGUCCGACUUCAACUUCGACCGCAUCCUCUACGCCCUGGAGACCAACAUGACGUCGCUGUCGCUGGACGGGCUGGCGGCGCAGCUGCGCAGCACGGCGCGCGCGCUGGCCCCGCGCGGCGGCUUCGCGGAGGUGGCCGACAGCCUGGCGCGCGCCGCCCUGCGCCUCGCCGCGCUGCACGACGACGUGGUGCGCCCCAUGCUGGACCGCGUGGCGCAGCUCAACGCCACGGCGUCCGAGCUGCGCGACGUGCUGCGCUUCGACCAGUCGUCGCUGAAGGAGGCCAUCAACUCGCGCAUCCGCGACACCACCGAGGUGGAGCUGUUCCUCAACACGCAGGGGCCCGACCUGGUGCAGAACCUCACGCGCGAGUUCGCGGAGGCCAUGGGCGCGCGCCUGCAGGAGUACCUGCAGCGCGUGCUGGGCGCCGCGCGCACGCACGUGGGCGCGUGCGCGCCGCUGUCGCACGCCUUCAACGCCACGCGCGACUCCGCCUGCCGCGCCGUGCUCAUGCCCGCCAAUGGCUUCUGGAUAGCGGUGUCGUGGUGCGUGGUGCUGUUUCUGCCGCUGUUGGUGGUGGCGCAGAAGCUGGCGCGGCUGUACCGCCACCCCGACCCCUACCCCGGGCCGCUGGUCGAGGCCGAGUAUUUGUAUGACGCGUACGCGGACCGCGAUAACGUACCCCUCGCCAAUGCUUACAAGGCCGAGAAGCGCGGCGCCGGCGGCAGCGGGGCGCGGCGCGCGGCGCGGGGGGAGGAGGGCGCGAGCGUGGCGCCGCCUGUCGACGCACACCACGCGCGCAGAUAUAAUGAUAUGGCGCCAAAGCACUGGGAAGAAGGACCGCCCCGCUACCACGGGCCUACGGAGUACGAGCGCCCUCCGCCAUACUACUAUCCCGGACCCGCUGAUAGACAGUAAACUGGCGCUCACGGAACUGGACGACGACUUUCUGAAGUACUGAAACAUACACCACUCUACCGCCAACAGAUCAUUCACAAUCACCGGAAGAACGUAUUUUAACUAGGUCCUUGUUGGACCAUUCUGAAUAGCUCCAUUAUGCGUCUAGGCACUCAUGAUAACAGAUAAGGCCGAGGCAAACUGCCAGUGGCCAAGCUUUUUCUCAUACAAUGCGACCAAAGACAAUUAUUUCACGCUGGUAGAAGCAAUCGCUUUAACAGAAUAAUUUCCACAUAUGUGAGAAGAGGUUUAUCUGUCCCUUGUAUACUAUACAUGAAACAUCUCAUGAGCCGUGCCGUAAUUAAAUUAUUAUAGUCUAUAGAAAUAGAGGAAGGAAAAUACAAAAAACAAAAAAAAAAUAUUUUUCUAGAAUAAUUAACAAAUAGGAUCCUCUAUGCGUAAUUUCCGGCCCUUGUAUGCCAUACAGUUAGUUAACGUUAAGAUAAGAAAUGGAAGAAUGGUACAGAUAGGAGCCACAGUGGUGGUGUAGUUCGGUUCUCAGUCACGGUAACUGCCAUAUUUCGACUGUCUCAUAGUUUACUCUUAUAGUGAUUUUUAUAUCUUCGCCGGGCGGCUCCUAUCGAACAUAAGGCCAGUAAUGACAUUGAAAUCAUUUCGUGACGUUCAUUCUUAUAAAAUAAUUCCCAAAAUUGAAUGACACAAGUAGCCCGAAAAGGAUACCAGUUGACCCAGCAACACGCCAUAAAAUCAAGGAAAUGAAUUGCGUUUGUGAAAUCUGUUACGCAAAAGUUUGCUACAAAAUAUUCAAUGUAAAGUCUUUACGAGGCACCCUAAAAAAAGGUAGAUACGUUAAAUCCCUUCCAAAAUUAACCCGUUAAAAUCUGGAUAAGCCAACCAGAAGAAUAAAUUCGUUCUUUCAUUAUAUGCAGUAAUUGUCUCUUUCAUUCUGUAGAAGAGACUGCCUACUUGCACCAUUUGUGUCAGUGCUAAAUAACAUAGUAUGGCUUUCCAAUAUUAACUAUUAUUGAGAGUUGCUACCGUUUCUCAACUUAAAGAUUUAUCUAAAAUGUCUUUAAUCUGCCUCUUUUUAUUUCCACUUAUAUGGUUUUCUAGUAAAUCUUGUGAGGUUCCUCGAAUGACUUUAUUUCUUUUAUUGUAGUGCUGAGAUGUGUUCGACCGGAGCCGUUCUGGUGGCUCAAGGUUUAUAUUAUUAUAUAUUAUUACGUGGUAGUAUUUCGUGUUUUAAAUGAUUUCCGAGAUGGAAUGUUUUACGUUCGUGAUCGCGGGCGCCCGCACAAAUACACGGGGAUCUGAGAGAUUCGUGUAUUAGCAUAUUGAUCUAGCGUAAGUGAGUCUGUUCUCACACGGGGGCAAUUGGAUCCCUUUAUAACUCUUGACGGAAGUGAUCGCAUUGGCAUAUACAUUUUGAGUGCCAGUGCAAUUGGUGGACAACACAUUCUUUCAACGUAUCGUUAGUUGUAAACAUCAAAUUAUUUAACUAUGGAGUCUCGUUGUUUAUGUACCAACGUCAUUACGUCGAAGUUUGAACUGUGUUCUUUAUUUAACAGUUUGUUAACUGGUCAUUAGUUCUUGGAUAAACAAUCUUCUAAAGUUAAGUCAUUAAAUAUAAUACGCAUUUUGCUUUGAUGUCUUCAGCUAAGCGUGCUAAAGUAUCCGUGUGAGAGUAGACCAAAUUGUGGUCGUUUUGUCUAUUUUUCGACUUCGAGCACUAUGAGUGAUAGGAAAGAAUUUAGUUGUAAAGGUUGUAGGGCGGCGACGGCUCCGGACUCUGAGCUGUAGCGCACGGGUCGCUUGCAACAGGCGCUUUGUAGUUACAGACGAUGGACGCUCCUGUUUGACUUUUUUAUACAAAGUCCCUAACAAAUGAGGAGCGUGCGCGGCGGGAGCGCUUUGGCGGGAGCGAAGCGGUGCGGUUCCUGGUCAUUUUGCCAUUCGUCUUUUCAAUGAAGUCCUAAAAGAUUAUUUUUGAUCCAUAAUGGUUUCCUCAUCACUUAUCACUUAUCUCUGAAUAAGUACUUAGGUACUUAUGAUUCGUAUUUCGAAAGUAGUUGAACCGCGCUGCUUCGCUUGGCAAUAGGUUCACCGUCGACUUAGUAUAAGACAAGAGUCCGUGGCGAGUGAUGUGAGGACAGAGUGGUGCGAAACGAUAAUCUCGUUCGGUUGAACAUAACGUUUUCGAGAUUCUAAUUGCAUUUAUAUUGUGAACUUAGUAUUACGGAAUUUACUCUCAGUGUAACGUAGUACGUAAGCUUAAGGGAUUGUCGCGCGAGGCGACGCCACGCGCGCAGCUAGGUCCUGGCCUUAUUCGCUAUGACGCGUUACGUUGUAGACGUAAAUUUUUACAGUUCAUGUACGACGAAGUGUCAAAUUUUACGUUUCGAUUUUAAUGUCAUAGAGAAUGAGUACUCUUAGUAAGAAAUUUCAAACAAGAGAAAAUUGUUUUAGUGUAUCGAAUGACGUCACACUAAAUUUAUCUAAAGCUGGUUGUUUUGAAGCUCGACCAUUAAAUUCUCAGAUGCCGCUGACUAAGUAUAUACUUGAUAGUAUAUACAAAAUGUACGUAAAAACGUAGGUUGCGGGAAGUGCGGCUGUCUGCCUUUGUUAGUUUAAUACGUAUGGUGGCACGUAAUGUGAAACUUCUAAGCCUUAGGUAAAUUUUUACUGUUUUAUUGUAUUGAUACUCAAAAACCAUCGGAACUUGUUUUACGAUCUCGUGCUAAAGCUGCCGGGCGUUGUAUGUAUCCGAAUAACUAUUACCUACUAGUAGGAACACAGUCUGUGUAUCAACUCAUUACUAAAUAUUUUAUUUUAUCCAUAUUAUUUUAUAAAAUCCACACCACACCUUCCCAACGCCCAGAUCGAUCUACAUAUUUGUAGAAUAAUGUAUAAUCGUAGAAGAAAACGAGAUGAGAUAUCUCAUCUCUUUCCUAAUUAGUCUCGAAGAUCGGGAGGGUGUGGUGGCAACUCAAGAAAUUCCGCGGACGAGUCCCUAUCUGCCAAUAUUUAGAAUAAUAAAAUACUCUAACAUGACGUCACAUCAAAACAUUGUCGAGUUAGUGCUAGUCUGUUACGUCACACUAACCAAUCUGUAUGUUAUUUUAGAUUAAUUGUGAUUAUUCGAUUAGUUAAUUAGUAAGUUUUAAUUGUUGACUCGAUAAGUGCAAAAUAUUGGUUUAAGAGAUGUGUCAUAUUGUGUUAGAAGUAAUGCCAAAUGACAUUGUGUUCGCGCCCCGGCCGCUAGCGGGUUCGGGCGCGCGAUGCGAUGGGAUCUUGCGGCGCGGUGGCGCCACGGACAUAACGCAAACAAAACAAAUCUAAAACUGCGAGCGGAAUAAUAGUCAAGUUUUACUAAGUAUUCCUACAUUAUUAAAUUUAAAAUUGAUUGAUGUUGAAGGAGAAGGGCGUAGUUGGACCCAGCUAUUUUGGAAACCGCUCGGACUCCGAUAUUGUUUAUUUAGUAUCUAUUAAUACUUUUUAAGUAGUGGAUCUAAAAUAAAAAAAAUUACAAAAAAAUUCUAAUGCAACAAUCGAUCGACUUUUUUUUAGGCUGGUUGAGUACUACAGGUAUUAAAACUUUUAUUCUUUAACGUGGAUCUUAUAUCGAGGUCCACAACUACAUGGGAACUCGCCAUUCUCCUUUUUACAUUUUAACAAUUAAAAGUAGCAAAUAUUUCGUAAAAUUAUUUGGGUUACUGUUCCAAAAAGUUACUACUUUUAAAUGUGUAAUUACGACGAAAUUAAAAUUGCCUUGAUGAGUAUAGAAACAUCGUUGCUGCAAAAAACUUGCGACGUUCUCUAAGUUCCGAUUACUUCCAGUUGCCUUUAUCUUGAAGAAAGGAAAUAUACUAUUUAGUUUCUUAUUACUUAUUAAAUUAAUUGAAACACUAUAUUCCGGAGAAAACCAAAGCGAAUCUCACAAAAUGAUGUGUUCUGUUUAUGUUAUGUUAACAAAUUUUAGUGGUGCUCAUUGGCGGUAAGAUUCUUAUUGCUUAGUUUUAUGCUGUGCGGGAUAACAUCUACGGGUUCCGUAGUCACCGUGCAGCUGUUAUGGAGGAAGAGCAGUAGAUAUGGUAUCGAAUUUAUUUACUCUUUAUCUUUAAAUACGUUUGUUGGACGGAGGUUACAUGUUCUGUUGGCAAAAUAUGACCUUGAUAACCGAUUAGUAUACGGAGCCUUGUAGGUUGGACACUGUCCAUGCAAGUAAGGAGAUAGCCGUUAAGGAACAACGUAGUCGCGACUUUCUGGGAUUGUUCGUGCCAGAUACAAAGCGCCCGAAGCCCGUCCCGGAAUGCAAUCUAGAAAGGUUUCAGAUGGUUCGUCAAGAUCAGCUCAACGGCUAAGCCCGGUGAAGCUAAUAAUCAAACAGAAUCAAAUUCUAUCUGUCUAUCGUAUAUCGUUCGGUAAUUUCAUACAUUUGAUUUUCUAACUGAUAUCUGAUUUUGGAACAUAAUUAAAUCUUUAAGAUCAGUGAGUUACUAAAAGAUAAUAUGUAUAAGUAAAAAUUGCGUGGAGAUUUUUGUUCAUUCCCCAGAAAUAACAUCGAAGCUAUAGUUUACGAGCCUAUAGAGGUAAUACGAACGCCAUUUGUAAUUCCAUUCUUUAUCUGCACGGAUAGUUCUGGAUCAAAGAGGCUUUCUAACAACAAUCAAGGGUUAAACCAAUGUACAAUACCCAAUUGGGCCCUGAUUCUGUAUGAUACUAAUGUCACAACUACUAAAGUUACGUUUGGUGAUAUCUUCGUACAAGAUUUACCGUACGUAGUGUCAAUGAUUGCAGUUUCCAAUGAAUUACGACUUAACGUCAUAUAGAUGUCGCCGCAUUGUCUAAUUGUUAUGACAAUCCGGAAUCUGGAAGUGUAUCCUCCGUCUAAUGUGACUCAACUGUCACAAACUUCUUGCCACCUGAUCUCUCGGUGGAAGUCUUCCUGUGUGUCUUCACGAGUUUUCGCUCAGUUUUCGUAGUAACUUCCGUCUGGCGAUCUUUACAUGAAAUGAAUUUAGGCUGCUCAAUAUAAAAAUUGUUCUGUUUGAAAUUUGGUGCUAACGAAGCAUCUUCAUAGGGUUAUUUAGUUUGAAUUACGAAAACUUUAUUGUAUUGUAUAUUUUUACUUUCGUGUUUAGCGAAAUUAGGUAUCAAUUGGCGUAUAUAUAAUAAUAUUAUGUCAUUUUAAUUCGAAACACGUUAAUAUUGAGACUGUGUUACAGACUGACAAUGUUGCCGCACGAUAAAGUUGACAGAGUAUCGAAAACUCAUUUGUAUUUGCUGUUUAACUAUUACUCGGGUCUAUCGAUUAAUCGAUUAUUGCAAGAGUUACAAAAAAGAGCAACUUAACCGCUCGGCAACUUUCUUAAAUGGUGUAUGAAUCUGUAUUGUACGUUGGAUAGCGAACUUAUUGGCACAUUUAAUUAUACUAUGAAUGUUUAGAAUUAUUUACUACGGUUCGUUACCCAAUUGACGUUUGCCUUGGUCAUUAAUUGCGCAAAUCUCCCGCAUGGCUGAGACGAUUGCGAUUUUGUACUUGUUAUAACACAUUUUACAACUAUAGAUUCAUCUAAAUAGACGUUGAUCUGAUUGUGUAUUUUGCGCAAUUACUUACCAGGUUCGUAAUGGCGUACGCAACGGGCAACAUUGCUGUUUAUUCGGAGCGGCCUUUUUCGCGAUGGCAUUGAAAUCGUUAAGUGAAAUCUAAACUAUUAUAUAAUAUGAUGAAUAUAUAUCAUAGCAAACAACCUUGAAAUGUUACUUUAUAAAAUUGAGUCACGUCUGCUCUUUUCACUAGAAAUCUUUCCUCUUAGAUUCCACGAUUGAACGUGUAUGUUCUAAAAAUGUAUCAUAUUUUAUGUGAUAGAUGGCAAAUAAAGUUGAGAUACGAUUUUAAAGUUGAAACGAAAGAAUGCCAAGUUGGAAUAUGCCAAAGUGAAUGUAUUGGCAGCAGCCACGUCGCCCCGCGCGAGCGUCAGGUGUAGUAGCGCCGGCGGUGCGCCGCAGGUCUGGUCUGUCUCGACGAUUGUAAAAUAAAUAUUUGAUUAUCUCCA
Messenger RNA from Pararge aegeria (speckled wood butterfly), 9200 nucleotides. RefSeq names its product prominin-like protein. Bases 358 to 3144 code for a protein of 928 amino acids. Lineage: Eukaryota; Metazoa; Arthropoda; Insecta; Lepidoptera; Nymphalidae. The transcript has 19 exons. The record is from RefSeq and is a predicted model, not a curated record. Gene Ontology annotation, cellular component: membrane.